Molecule: messenger RNA, 2502 nt
Organism: Colletotrichum aenigma
Lineage: Eukaryota; Fungi; Ascomycota; Sordariomycetes; Glomerellales; Glomerellaceae
Exons: 6
Coding region: 1-2502 (833 amino acids)
Source: RefSeq, a predicted model, not a curated record
AUGCUUCUCCAAUAUUUCACAGUGCUACUGAGCACAUGCUGCGGCCUUGCUCUCGCACGACCGUCUGUCCGCUCGCCAAGAGAGCUUCCACGUCGUCAAGAGGCCCCCGUCGACGAGGUCGAGCACUUGUCAGUAUGCGGAGUCAUCAUUGACGAAGUCAACCAAGAAUUCAACGCCUUUUAUGCGAUCGAUGCAUACGACUGCCUGAUCAGCGUUCCAUUCCAUCAGGCCCCAGCGCUCCGUUUUAUCGAAUACUACAACACGACGAUGCAGUUCCAAAGCACUCUGGCGCACUUGAAGAACCCACCUCCGGGAUACCAGCAGCCCGCCUUCGACUUUAUGGGUGGCCUUGAAGAGCUCAAGCGUAACGUCACAGCGGGGUACUUCAUAAGACAGUACGACUUUGAAGUUGCUCUGCAAUACCUGGUUUAUGCUGUGAAUGAUGCCUAUGUCGACCUGUACGCGGGUAUUUUAUCUGUGUUCUCAUUCGCAAGCCUGGUUUCUCUGGUUUCGGCAUUGGUUGAUGGGAAAGAGACGCCCAAAAUAUAUUUUGCAGAUGACAUCCUCAAUCGCCAGGAGAACAAUCUCGAGACCCCGAUAUCCGCUAUAUCGCACAUCAAUGACGAGCCAGUCGCUGAGUAUCUGGCAAGAUUUGGGUCGCUGCAGUCAGUUGGCAUGCUCGAACCCCACGCCGACUGGAACGAACUUAUGGAUAGCCCUGUCGAAGACAUUCAGGGGAUAUUCAGCAUCUUCGCCGGCGCAAGCACUUUCUUUCCGGGCGAAACCAUCACCUUUUCGUUCGAGGACACAAGCUUGGAAAAGACUCCAGGCGACUUCUACAACUUCUUCGUCCUCGGUCUGCUGCCUGCUUCAUACUACAAUGUUUCGCUCCCGGAAGUUUUCGGGGGCUCAUCUGGUACAGAAGACGUGAUCGCGGAUGGUGCAACGGACGAUGCCCCAGCGGAUGGUGCAGCCGAAGACGGAGCGUCAGGCAGUAGCUGGUAUGAGGCGAGCUUUCAUGCCUUUCCAGCAAAUCCAGAUGUUGCCCAGAAGGAUCUCGGUCUUUACGAAGGCGGGAUUCUUACCGGAUACUUCUAUGAAGACAUGUCUACAGGUGUACUGAGUAUACCCCACUUCAACCAGUAUGGGCUCGAGGUGGAGAGCUUUGCCCAGUCGCUUGCAAAGUUCAUUACUGGAGCAAAGGAAAGAAAACUGUCGCAUAUUAUCAUCGACCUUCAGAAGAAUGUUGGCGGGUCGACAGGUAUUGCGCUUCUGCUCUUUCGCGAAUUCUUUCCUGGUGUCGAUCCUUUCGCAGGUAGCCAGCGACGCAGCCAUGAGCUCGGCAAUACGUUAGGUUCGGCCACGACGCGAUACUGGCAAAGCCUCGCAGCCAAUACCGAUGAGAGGUCGGAGCUUGUGGCAAACGAGUGGGUGGUUGCGACGCGGAUCAAUGACGAGACUGAAAAUAAUUUCACUUCAUGGGAGGAGUAUGAGGGGCCCAGACGACAGGUUGAUGACGAUUUUUCACUCGUGGAGCGAUACGACCUGAAGAAUCCAAGCUUUCAUAUUGCCGCAUUUGACGGGUGGCUCCUCGAUCGGUAUCUGAACGACAAUGAUGAAAACACUAGAGUGAUGUGGAAGCCUGAAAGCGUAGUCAUCCUGGAUCGCGCAAAGGACGAAGCUGUCCAGCCCCUGCUUCCUCCCAAUAGGAACGACACACGCAUCUUUAUUGAUCACGUUUCAUUCAACCUUCGUGAUCAGCUGCGCAAAGACGACACCUCUAUGCCCCUCCAGUUUCGCUACGACCCAGCCGACUGCAGGCUGUAUUUUACUCUCGACAAUGUUUACAACAUGACCGCUCUCUGGCAUGACUUUUUCCGCGCUGCAUUUGAGGACUCGAGUAUCUGUGUGGAGGGCUCGACGGAGUACGCUUUGCAAGGUGGCAGAGACAAGCUCCCGCCAGACUCGUCUGCAGUUGCGGCCCCAGCCCCAGGGCCUGGAGUAACCUUCACUGUCGAUCACGAUCCAUCCACCGACAACGGCCUCCCAGCUGGCGAGGUUCUAGCCAAGCACAGCCCUAGAAGCCCAGACACUUGGGGACCAUGCCCAGCGGGAACAAGCACAUGCUCAUCAGACGGCCGACGUUGCCGAACCAUCAGAUAUACUUGCGAUGAGGGAGUGUUUGACGAGACAGCUUGCGCCCCGUCCUGUCAAGUCCAGCCUGGCAAGCCUUGUAUCGCUUUCAAGGCUGAUAACAUUGAGAAUUCAUCCCAGUCAUCGUCAAAGCUGAAGAGAGCUGCGGUCGCUCAAAAGAAUCACAUGACUCCUCGUCCAUCAGAUCAUCUGAAAGGCUCCAAAGCGCCUGCCAAAAACCGCAUCCCCAAGACUGGAUACAAGAGGCCCAAGCAUAACGAACCGAACUUGUGCUCUGGUAGGACCCAAUUUCCCGGCGUCGGUCGAAAGAAAGUGGGGGUGUGGCCUCCACGGACGGGGUCUUCUUGA